ACGUCUUGUAGAUUAUUCAGUCUUUCAGCAGCAUUCCUAACUUUAAACAUUCUUAAAAUCAACCUUAAACAAAAUAAAAUGUCUUUCAAAACAUUGAUCUUUUUCGGACUUUUGGCGGUGGCUUUGGGAUUCACUCUGCCUGAAGAAAACUCAGUCAAUGGACCAUCAGAGUUUGUCUAUGGAGAUGUUGUACCAGUGUCUGAUGAUUUGGUUCUUGUGAGGAGAGCGAGAUCACCUCAAGGUUCUGUGAGUGGUACCUUUGAACACAGCCGCCCAAUGGGUUCAAGUGCAACAAUUGAUUACAACCACCGACUGAGCAAGAAUUUGGACGUUUAUGCUGGAGCUUCAAGGAAUUUCAAAUUCAACGACAACAGUGGACAUGCUGGUCUAAGAUAUAGGUUUUAAGAACGAUGCGAAUUGAGAAAGAAUUUAAUUUAUAAAUUAUUUGAAUAUAAUAAUACACGAAAAAAUAUUUAUUCUAAACUUGA
Molecule: messenger RNA, 488 nt
Organism: Eupeodes corollae
Lineage: Eukaryota; Metazoa; Arthropoda; Insecta; Diptera; Syrphidae
Exons: 2
Coding region: 79-405 (108 amino acids)
Source: RefSeq, a predicted model, not a curated record